GCGCGCUCAGCCGGCCAGGCCCGAGCCAUCGAGCGCCGAGCGCGCCGAGCUGACCCGGACGCCGAGACGCCCAGCGCAGCGGGACGGCCGCCAUGGGCCUGGGCGCCAGCGCCGAGCAGCCGGCCGGGGGCGCCGAGGGCUUCCACCUGCACGGGGUACAAGAGAACUCCCCUGCCCAGCAGGCAGGCCUGGAACCCUACUUUGACUUCAUCAUCACAAUCGGGCACUCGCGGCUGAACAAGGGCAAUGAUACGCUGAAGGCGCUGCUGAAGGCGAACGUGGAGAGGCCGGUCAAGCUGGAGGUGUUCAACAUGAAGACCAUGCGGGUGCGGGAGGUGGAGGUGGUGCCCAGCAACAUGUGGGGUGGCCAGGGCCUGCUGGGGGCCAGCGUGCGCUUCUGCAGCUUCCGCCGGGCCAGCGAGCAGGUGUGGCACGUGCUGGACGUGGCCCCCUCCUCCCCAGCCGCCCUGGCCGGCCUGCGCCCCUACAGCGACUACGUGGUGGGCUCAGAUCAGAUCCUGCAGGAGUCCGAGGACUUCUUCUCGCUCAUCGAAUCCCACGAGGGGAAGCCACUCAAGCUCCUGGUGUACAACUCGGAGUCGGACUCCUGCCGCGAGCUGACCGUCACCCCCAACGCGGCCUGGGGCGGGGAAGGCAGUCUAGGCUGUGGGAUCGGCUACGGCUAUCUGCACCGGAUCCCCACGCAGCAGCCUUCCGGUCACCCCAAGAAGCUGCCCAGAGCCCCGCCGCCCGACACCCCACCGCCGGGCACCCCCCCGCGCGAUCGUACCCCGCCACCCGACGCCACGCCGGGCCCUCCACACACCCCGGACCUGCAGCCAGGCCCCGAGCAGAGCGACUAUGAGGAGGCCCUGCUUCAGGUCCCAGGCUUCUUCCCAGAGGAGCAGACCCCAGGCCCCGGGAACCCGGGCCCCACCACCCCGGAGGUGGGGGGACCCCCACGCUCUAUGGAGGUGCCUCUUCAGCCUCCACCUCCUGUACAGAGAGUCAUGGACCCAGGCUUCGUGGACGUGUCGGGCAUCUCCCUCCUGGACAGCAGCCACGCCAGCGUGUGGCCUGGCCACGCCUCUUCCCCGGGCCCAGGAGCGGAGGACGUGGGCUCCAGCGGCAGCUCCCACGAGCGGGGCGGCGAGGCGACGUGGUCGGGGUCGGAGUUCGAGGUCUCCUUCCUGGACAGCCCGGGUGUGCCGUCCCCGGUGGACCACCUGCCCCGGCUGACGCUUCCCGACAGCCUCACGUCGGCCUCCUCCCCGGAGGACGGGCUGUCGGCCGAGCUGCUGGAGGCGCAGGCGGAGGAGGAGCCCGACGGCCCCGGGGCCGAGGCCCGGGGCGGGGACAGCCGGGGCCCCCCCACGUGUACGCCGGAGGCCCAGCCGGGGCCGUGACCCCCCCCCCCCAGGCCCGCGUGGGGAGGCGGGGGGCUCCGUGCUCACCGGCCAGGAGAGGCUCGCGGACGCUUCCUGCCCAGGCCGGCUGCGAACCCGCCGCCCUCCUGGGUCAGCCUGACUGACAGGUGUGCGAUGGGUUUGCGGAUCUGGACGUGGACGAGGCGGCCGGCGGUUCUGCGGGGCUGCUUGCUGGGGUGCGGGCUUGUGGGGCUCAGUCUCCGGGGGUUGGCUUCGAACCGUCCUCCCCAGCUCUCCUGGC
Molecule: messenger RNA, 1668 nt
Organism: Perognathus longimembris pacificus (Pacific pocket mouse)
Lineage: Eukaryota; Metazoa; Chordata; Mammalia; Rodentia; Heteromyidae
Gene: Gorasp1
Product: golgi reassembly stacking protein 1
Exons: 9
Coding region: 93-1406 (437 amino acids)
Biological process (GO): Golgi organization
Cellular component (GO): Golgi apparatus
Molecular function (GO): protein binding
Source: RefSeq, a predicted model, not a curated record